AUGUCCGCAUCCAAAGGCGUAGCCCUCGUAACAGGCGCCGGCAGAGGCAUCGGCCGCGCGAUCGCGCUGCGCCUCGCCCGCGACGGCUACUCGCUGGCCCUCAACGAUACAUCCCCCAACCGCGCCGCCGUCGCUGCCGUCCAGUCCGAGAUCGCGCAAAUCACAUACAGCGGCAGACCUGCCAAGGCGGUGGGCGUGCCGGCGGACGUGACGGAUGAGGGACAGGUGCAGGAGAUGGUGCGGCGGACCGUCGAGGAGCUCGGUGCCGUUGAUGUGAUGGUCGCGAACGCGGGCAUACUCAAGGCGCGGCCGAGUCUGGUCGAGACGUCAUUGGCGGACUUCGACGCGACGUUCGCGGUGAACGUGCGCGGCGUCUUCCUCUGCUACAAAUACGCGGCGCAGCAGAUGAUCGCGCAGCACCGGCAGAGAGGGGGGGCGCCGGCGUCGACGGGGUGCAGCAUCAUCGGCGCUGCGUCCGUCACGUCCAAACAAGCGUGGGCGGGGCUCUCUGCGUAUUCGGCGAGCAAAUGGGCGGUGCGGGGGCUGACGCAGGCCUCAGCGCUAGAGCUCGCGCCCUAUGGAAUACGGGUGAACGCAUACGCACCUGGCCUCGUUGAUACCAAAAUGGUGGAAAGAAUCGCGGUAGAGAGCAACAGGGAGCACUCGCGAUACAUAGCCGAGGAAUCGCGCAACAUCCCCCUCAAACGCUUGGGCACGCCAGACGACGUCGCCAACCUGGUUGCGUUCCUCGUGUCGGACAAGGCGUCGUAUAUUACCGGUGCGUUCGACACUAGCCGAGGCACAUAUAAACAACCACCACAAAACUGA
Molecule: messenger RNA, 828 nt
Organism: Pleurotus ostreatus (oyster mushroom)
Lineage: Eukaryota; Fungi; Basidiomycota; Agaricomycetes; Agaricales; Pleurotaceae
Exons: 7
Coding region: 1-828 (275 amino acids)
Molecular function (GO): oxidoreductase activity, acting on the CH-OH group of donors, NAD or NADP as acceptor
Source: RefSeq, a predicted model, not a curated record